Messenger RNA from Aspergillus pseudotamarii, 819 nucleotides. RefSeq lists its product as uncharacterized. Bases 92 to 703 code for a protein of 203 amino acids. The record is from RefSeq and is a predicted model, not a curated record. The transcript has 2 exons. NCBI's taxonomy places the organism in Eukaryota, Fungi, Ascomycota, Eurotiomycetes, Eurotiales, Aspergillaceae.
GCUUGUCCCCAUACAUCGAACUAUACACACCGGUCCAACAAAUUUGAAUCGUACACGGGUAUUAGGAGGAUUCUUGGUACUUCUCGCCAACAUGAGUCUUCGCGAAAAGGUUCGCAGAGUAUUUCGUCGCUCGACUAGCGGUUCGAAAUCGAAGGACAACUCCAAUUCCAUCAAGAUCGAGUAUUACAAGCGCCAUGAGAUUCCACCAUCCAAGUUCAAGGGCCCUUUUGACCGCGAGCAUCAAAAGAGCCUAGCGGCAUGGUCCUUUGACGACGCCCAGGCCGAACGACCCCGGUCCCCAGAUCUUUCUUUGUCCCCUUGCGCAUCUUUGCCCGACUAUUUGAGGCCUCGCAUCCAGGAGGAUAGUGUGGCUCCUGAUGAGGUUCCCUCGCUUGCCCCAGAGGAUUUGUCUGAUGCAUCCGCCACGAUCUCCGAUGAUGAGCACGCCCAGGAGCGCCAGGAGAACAGUGGUUCCACGUCCUCGACCGCUUAUGACCCGGACAGCUAUAGCAGCUCCAUGAUGACUCUCUUCGACGAAGUUAUCCGACAGGACUCGAUCGCCCAACUCAAGGAGACGAUCCGGUACACGUCACCCGUGGUCCGGGCCAUCUCCCCACCCCCACUGUCCCCCAAGGGCAGCUACAUGCCAUUUGCCCCCGAAGAUUUGACCCGUGCGUUGAAUGCCGUGCAAAUCUGUGGUUAAACCGACUUCUGGCCAAGUCCAAUUACUUUUCAUUUCUUACGUCACGUGAGAAUCCGACCACACGGCGCUUACUACUGGGACCCUUUCUCAUUUUAAUUUCCGACGACCCUGGUGUG